GACAAGGCAGUUGGAGGCGGAGGAGGUGGCGACGGGAGUGGGGGGCUAGUGUGGUGUGCACGCUGCACCUCAGGAAGCCUUGUGCCCGGAAACGGCUGCUUUGGGAAGACAAUUGCCCAGAAGAAAAGAUGUUUGGUUUUCACAAGCCAAAGAUGUACCGAAGUAUAGAGGGCUGCUGUAUUUGCAGAGCUAAGUCCUCCAGUUCUCGGUUCACUGACAGUAAACGCUAUGAAAAGGACUUCCAGAGCUGUUUUGGGUUGCAUGAGACACGUUCAGGAGACAUCUGCAAUGCCUGUGUCCUGCUUGUGAAAAGAUGGAAGAAGCUGCCAGCAGGAUCAAAGAAAAAUUGGAAUCACGUGGUAGAUGCAAGGGCAGGGCCCAGUCUAAAGACCACAUUGAAACCAAAGAAAGUGAAAACUCUGUCUGGAAACAGGAUAAAAAGCAACCAGAUCAGUAAACUACAGAAGGAGUUUAAACGUCAGAAUUCUGAUGCUCACAGUACCACUUCAAGUGCCUCCCCAGCCCAGUCUCCUUGUUACAGUAACCAGUCAGAUGAUGGCUCAGAUACAGAGAUGGCUUCUGGGUCUAACAGAACACCAGUCUUUUCCUUUUUAGAUCUUACGUACUGGAAAAGACAGAAAAUCUGUUGUGGGAUUAUCUAUAAAGGCCGUUUUGGAGAAGUUCUCAUCGACACCCAUCUCUUCAAGCCCUGCUGCAGCAAUAAGAAGCCAGCUGUUGAGAAACCAGAGGAGCCAGGCCCAGAGCCUCUGCCCAUCUCCACUCAGGAGUGGUGACUGAGGUGUAUGUAUAAGGGCAACAAAAAGCGAUUUACAUUUUGGAAAAACACAACAAAGUAACCUUCCUAUUUUUAACUUGGAUAUUUGCUAUUCUGCCAAAAGACAUAUGUAGAAUGGUUUUGAAUGGGUUAUUUUUCUCCCCACUUCCACAAACUUUGAAGCCAGUGUCUAGUUCAAAAACUGUGUACAUACUAUUUAAGAUGCUGAGUGUUUCAUAGGAAAGCUGAAUGCUGCUGUAAAGUGCUCUUUAAGCCUCCCCCCCUUUUUUUAAUCCCCUUGUAUGAAUGAAAAGGGGUGUUUUCAGGGGACACAGAUGGGGUUUUGUUGUAUGAUAAACCAUAUGUAGUUUUAGUCUUUUCUAUAUUGAGAUUGAGAAGCAGUGGUUGGGGCAUUUUAAAAGAUGGCUGGCUACACUUGUUUUCCCUCAUGAUAAUAAAUUUGUCAUAAUUUAGUAACUUGGACUUGCCCCUAGAGGUAUUUGUUAAUUUUGACAUAUUAGGUCUUGCUGAUGUUCUGAAGAUUCAAACCUAUACUACUGAAAUAUUAAGCAGGACAGACUAAACUUUCAGGUACAAAUACCUUGAAGGAGAAAGUUGACUAAAUAGACAGAGGUAAUAUGACUAUAUGCUGUUGUAUCCGGUUUCAGCUCCAUAUUAAUAUCUGAUGAAGAUUUUAAUUUAUACGAAACAUCUAAAGCAGAAUCCAAGCUUCUCUUGGGGAAAGGGCAAGUUUUCAGAAUAAGCAAUCCUAAAUUGGUACCAAAGUAUUAACAUAAUAGAGACCACAUUCUAUUAAAAAACAUUAACCUAUCUGGAAAAUAAAAUGUGCAAGUCUUCAAGGUAGCAUAAAACGAAGGCUAAUGGUCCUUGGGAGCACAUUUCUUAGUGUGCUUGCCAAGCGUGUAAAUAAUCGACUUUUCUGUGUUAUGUGACUGGUGACUUCACUGAAAUCUGCACAAUUCAGUUUUAGCUCUGGAUGACUUCAGUUGACCUUUGUGAAGGUUUUACCUGUGUAGAGUGGGUGUUUGACUUGUUUUAACCUAUUCGGGUUUUGUUUGUUUCUCCUUCACUCUGUAUUUAAAAUUCUCAUAGAAAGAGGUGUGUGUCUAAUGCUCAGUGGGUUGACUUGGGAGUUUGGCUGCUUUUAGCCAAGCUUUCUAAUCAUUCAGAUUUUGGGAGCUAUGUAAAUUUUGAAUGUGGAUCUCUUAACUUCCAAAGUCCUCAUUAUAGGCCUCUCACUUGAGCCCAAACCAAAGUACUCAUGACCUCUUUUCUAAAAGUUCAGGAAUAAACUAUCAGCAGUUAAGACUUAAUAGCGAGGGAGGAACAUUUUGCCUACCUUAUAGUAACCAUACUUAGUGUUUAUUUUUAAAACUGGAUUUUUAAAAUUGGAUAGUAUAAAUAUCAGUAAGGAUUGAGCCACUUUUUAUGGGCAUCCUAUAGUUUUAUAGUUCUUAAUCUAAAUGUAAGAUUCUAUAUUCUUUUUGGGGAAAAACCGACAUGCUCCAUGCAACCAUAUGCACAGACCACACAGUAAGUUGAGGCAGCUCCCCACAGCCUUUGAGGUGCAUUACAAGAGUCCCAGCCUUAUCAUCUUCCUUCCGAAUUUUGUUUGAAAUGGUUAAUCUUUUCUCUUUUUGUACAUUUUGGCUGCAGUAUUGGUGGUAGAAUAUACUAUAAUAUGGAUCAUCUCUACUUCUGUAUUUAUUUAUUUAUUACUAGACCUCAACCACAGUCUUCUUUUCCCCCUUCCACCUCUCUUUGCCUGUAGGAUUACUGUAUGUAGUCAUGCACUUUUUGUAUUAAUAUAUUAGAAAUCUACAGAUCUGUUUUGUACUUUUUAUACUGUUGGAUACUUAUAAUCAAAACUUUUACUAGGGUAUUGAAUAAAUUUAGUCUUAUUAGAAA
Molecule: messenger RNA, 2704 nt
Organism: Echinops telfairi (small Madagascar hedgehog)
Lineage: Eukaryota; Metazoa; Chordata; Mammalia; Afrosoricida; Tenrecidae
Gene: SINHCAF
Product: SIN3-HDAC complex associated factor
Exons: 6
Coding region: 129-794 (221 amino acids)
Biological process (GO): negative regulation of cell migration
Source: RefSeq, a predicted model, not a curated record